UUUUUCUUUUUUUUUGUUCCCCUCCCCGCUCCAAGAGCUGCUGUCUUUGCAGCCUAUCAAACGGAGUUUUUUUUUUUUUUCUCUUCUUUUUUUCCCUAUACCUUGUCGAGUUCAAGGUGCAUGGUCUUUUAUUACGGUAAUAAUAGCGGUGCCGGCGGCGGUGGCCAACUCCACUCUCCCUCCGCGGAAGCAGAGAGGCUAUUACGGCAGCAGGCAGGUACCGCAGUGGAAAGGGGAAAUAAAAUGAAAAAGAAAAAGGCUCGGGAGGAAGAUGGAGGUUAGCUUAGCAGCCGUGAGGAUGUCGUCGUAGGAGGGAUUUGGGAGAGUCUGCAGGUCAACAUAAGUGGUAAAUUUAAUUAGUGAUCCGUAUGAUGGAGGGCCAGGAUUGGGAUUCUGCUGGUGUUUUGGCUGGGCUAGUGCCUGCCUAACUAACCCAGGGUGUGAUAGCGUCCUUGAGAAAUGAUUGCGAAAAUAAAUAUUCUUUUGGAUUAUUUUAGUUUUAUUUUUUCUUUCUGGUUUAGAGGG
Molecule: messenger RNA, 525 nt
Organism: Aspergillus welwitschiae
Lineage: Eukaryota; Fungi; Ascomycota; Eurotiomycetes; Eurotiales; Aspergillaceae
Exons: 1
Coding region: 121-282 (53 amino acids)
Source: RefSeq, a predicted model, not a curated record